Molecule: messenger RNA, 155 nt
Organism: Dovyalis caffra
Lineage: Eukaryota; Viridiplantae; Streptophyta; Magnoliopsida; Malpighiales; Salicaceae
Source: the annotation of a GenBank genome assembly
AUGGGCGAUGAUCAAGAUCAAAGAAGGGCAAUUGAUUGUGUGAAAGGUUACAUAAUGGGAAACAUCACUGGAUCUAAUGUUUUCGCAAAGCACAACCGACACCUUUUACGUUACUUCGACAGCGAAGAAGUGGAGAAAGCUAGUGGGCGACAGGU